CAUCAGGCCCAUGUCUUUCCAAAGCGAGCCCCUCUGCUAGAAGAACCCGAAGGGCCCUAGGGUUUUGCCUCCUCUCUUCACUACGCCCUCCUCGCGCUGCCUCGGCCGCAGCAGCAGUCGCCAUCGCCAGCAACCGGAGAAAGCAUGGAUACCCAGGUUAAGCUUGCCGUCGUGGUCAAGGUGAUGGGUCGCACCGGCUCGAGGGGUCAGGUGACCCAGGUCAGAGUAAAGUUCCUGGACGAUCAGAACCGUCUGAUCAUGAGGAACGUCAAGGGCCCUGUCCGCGAGGGCGACAUCCUCACCCUGCUCGAGUCCGAGAGAGAGGCCAGGAGGCUGCGUUGAAGCAGCAGGUGGUUGUGUCUGUCAUUAGCUGUUCCUUUCAUAAAAAGUAGAAUGAUGGAUUUAGUGUACUGCUUUUUAUCGAACAUGAGUUAAGAGCAAUGGAAAAUGUAAUUCAAGUACUACUCAUCUGGUUGCAGUUUUGGUCUGUUACUAUCUGAAUUGAAGUGCACUUAUGUUGUGAGACAUGGUUAUGCUCUAUCACCUUGGGUAACAUGAAUUUGUUGGAUGAA
Messenger RNA from Phragmites australis (common reed), 572 nucleotides. RefSeq names its product small ribosomal subunit protein eS28. Gene Ontology annotation, molecular function: structural constituent of ribosome. The record is from RefSeq and is a predicted model, not a curated record. Gene Ontology annotation, cellular component: ribosome; cytosolic small ribosomal subunit. The coding region runs from base 145 to 342 and encodes 65 amino acids. The transcript has 2 exons. Lineage: Eukaryota; Viridiplantae; Streptophyta; Magnoliopsida; Poales; Poaceae. Gene Ontology annotation, biological process: ribosomal small subunit assembly; maturation of SSU-rRNA; translation.